AGAUGUUCAAGUUAUUUUAAACGAUGGAUGGAGACAGGGAAUCUCCGACCUCUUCACCAGCGCCAGGGGUUGCUGAAGAAAUGGAUGACGCUGAAGAAUCUGAUAUUACUGAUGGAAUAGACGAAGCUGAUGGACGGUUUGAUGAACUUGACGCUGCUGAAGCUCUCCCUGCUUCAAUUCAAGAAUAUGAUUACAGAUAUUCGGGAGAGAGAAGCACUGGUCCAUCCUUCUCCUUCAGUAGGUCACGGAGAUCAGGGUCUCCAGAUCUGGUAUCAGAGUCCCUCUCAUCAGGUUCAUCCUUUCAAUAUCUGGAGAGAGAUCCUGAACCUGUUUCUGCAUCUUUAUCCCCUUAUAGAUUGCGUAGAAGGUCCCCAGAAAGGGGAACAGUCUCUGCAUCCUAUGUUAACAUAAACGUGGAUUCACCAGAAGGAAUGGAGUGUGUAUCUGCCUCAUUGUCUGAACCAAGCUUAAGAUUCUCUGAAGAGAGAGAGGCAGUGGAAGAUUGUCCCUCUCCAGCCCCUUCUAACUCAGGGUUAGAUGUCACGUUUGAAAAUGGUCCUGUCCUUAGACAUCAACUUUCAACCUGCACCCCAUCCAGUUCUGGAUCAAUCUUAUCCGCAUCCCUUUCCAACCUUCAGGAACCACAGACAUCAGAUCUGGGAAUGGAUCCUAUAUUUCCUCUUGAUAGUGGAGAAUCUGCUUCUCCUUUCUCAUCUCAGGCCCCACCAGUUUCAUCAUGGCCUGGGAAUCAGGAUCUUCCAAUAUCGUCAAGUUGGGCUGAAAACACCUCAGAAUGGCCUGGAUCACAUUAUGGGCGAAGAGCAGAUCAUUCGCAGAACAAACAAGAGGAAAGUCAAUCUCUGUUUAGGAAUGGAGUUGGUCAGUCUCAGUUAAGAAGUGGAAGUAGCCAAUCACAGUUCAGAAAUGGAGUGAACAAAUCACUGCAAAGGAAUAGUGCAGAGCAAUCUCAAUAUAGAAAUGGAGUGGAACAACAGCAAUAUAGAAAUCAAGAGGAUCAAUCACAAUUUAGUGCAGACCAAUCAAACUACAGAAAUGAAAUGAACCAAUCACAGUACAGAAAUGAAAUGAACCAAUCAAACUACAGAAAUGGGAUAGACCAGUACAGAACUACUACAUCAGGAUGGAACUCAGUUACAGAUUGGGAAACAUUGCCAGGAACUUCAGGAGCCGCUUCAAUAUCUUUGCGAUAUGGAGCAGAAGCAGCACCUGUAGUAGCUUCUAGAUCUAGACCUGUAGGAGCAGGAAGAGUUGAAGGUUGGGAAACAGCAGGAAGUACUAGUUCUAGAAAUAGCUUUAAUCCUUCUGAAGCAGGACCUUCAAUCAAUAGAUCUUCUGGUGGUGCCCACAUUUUGAACACAAACUCAUCUAGCAGAGGAGCCAGUGGUUCAGUAAAUUCAAAACCUGUAAUGGUUUCCAGCAUGAAGGUUUUAGACACUGUACGGUCUGCUCUUGGUCUACCAGGACAAGUUAACUACUCCAGAAGUUUACCUCAGCAAACUUGCUCUAUUUCAUCUGCUUCAGAUUCCUUGUUAUAUCAACAAUCUGAUGCAGGAGAAUCAAAUCACUUAUUUUCAUCCCUUACUUUCUCCAGGAUGAGUAGCAGGAUUGGAAGUAGUGAGAUAUCUCAGUAUUCGCCUGGAUUUGGUUCAAUGAAUAAUGAACCAGCCCAAACAGGUGGAUCUGUUUAUGGAUCUGGAGUUGAGAAUAUAGAUUCAAGAUUGGGUGAAAGAGGAAGACAUGAAGGAGCAGCUGGAUCUGUAGAGGAUCUCGGAGGUGUAAGAGGAUAUGUUGAGAGUCAAGGAGGUUCUGAUAGAAAUCAUGUAAGUGGAAGUCAAGCAGGAGCUUCAGGGAGUCAAAGAGUAGCAGGUGGAAGUUCUGUCCAGGCUAGUGGAGGUCUAGUCAUAUCAGAUUUAAGUAGAAAUGAGUGUUAUGGAGAAUUGGGAGGAGCUAGUGGAAGUCAAAUGUGUGCUAGUGAAAAAGGCGAGGAUGGCGAGCAACAACCUGGUCCCAAUUCAAGUGUGGCAGGCUCAAGUCGAAAGAAUUCUCCUUCCACAACCUCUAACUCCUCAAGAGCAUCAGCUAGAUCAACUGUUACUACAAGAUCAACACCAGCCAAAAGAUCAAUAAAUUUCCCGGAUUCCCCAGCUCCGGAGCCUAAACGAUCAAGGCUGAUGCAGGAACAGGUUAGACCGGAUUCUCCCAGUGUUAACCCAGAUUCUCAUCCCUCCAGGGAUGAGGGAGAGGCAGGAGGCAGUGGUAUUAAUCUGGAUGUUCCUGAUGAUGACAGGUGUCUAGGAGGUGCUGAUGGGAACUCUAUUGAUGGUGGUGGUGGUGGGGCUAGAGAAGAGUUAACUGGAGUGAAUAGUAGUGAACCUGCUGCCUCCUAUUCUUCACAUUUAUGGCGGAGUCUGGAUAGAUUUGCAGAAACUGAACCAGGUCCAAGUGAAGCAAGAUCUGUCUCAAGUCCUAGCAGUGAAUCUCGAGGAACCAGAUCUAAAGCUGACCCUGCCUCCAGGCCAGGUCAUAGUAGUGGCCCCAGCUCAAUACAGGACCAGGGACCUAGUCCCAGUAAUGAUUAUGGACCAAGUCCGAGUAAUGAGCUUGGUCCAAGUCCAAGCAGUGAACUGGGACCAAGUCCAGGGGAUCGGAGCAGGGUUGGUAGUACAGAUUCAAUAGUUGCAAGUCCAAGGUAUGAGGAGGACUGGGACGGACCUAAUCUUGUCUCUGGGUCAGAACUCAGCUCAGGACAAAGUAAUCCUAUCUCACGAAGAACAUAUUCAGAAUCAAGUGAGGCCGAGGGUACUGUUACCUAUAAUAGAGACGCGUACAUGUUGCCGUUACAUCUUCAUAUAUCUAAUCCAGAGGAGGGAGGUCAUCAUGAUUCUGGAAGCGAGGUUAGUGAGUCUGGACCAGGUGAGGUUGGACCUGGACCUAGUCAAGCUCGCCACCAUCAACCUCAACCUCCUUCACCCUCGGAGAGUGAUGCUAGUGUUCCGGAAUCCAGUCAAUACAGGGAGCUUGAUACGAGUCCUCCAAACUCCCCGUCUGGAAGUGAACUUGACGAACCCGGACCUAGCUUCAGUCCUCUUCACGUCUCACGCUCCCGUCCUGCUCUUCCUGGUUCAAACUUCAACAAUCCGGCCUCCAGCUACCCGGCCUCGAGCCAUCCGGCCUCUAGUUUUAGCAAUCCGGCCUCGAGAUAUCAUAAUCCUGGGCCUAGUUACUACUCAAGGUGGGUUCAAAGAGCAGAGUUUGGUAGAGAAGCUGCACCUGCUCAUAGAGCACCUUCCCCUGAACCUUACAGGUAUAGAUCCCGAAAUCAUUACUCUGAUCAGUGCCUGAUCAGUUCCUCCACGGGACCCUCCGAUUCUAAUCCUACGACGCCUCCGACCCCGGAGUAUAUCCAGUCUAGGGAUAUAGAUAAUGAUAUAUCCUCUUCCCCUCGUCAUAUUCAACACAGAAACUAUAGAAUGGACGAGGACAAUGUAGUCGACAGUACAGUUGACAGUACAAGCGGAACUUUUAUGAUUCCUUCCCCUGUAUUCCAGGGAAAUGAGGCUGAACAUGACGGAGACAGUGAUUCUGAUAUGAAUGAUUCUGAAUCUAUUGCUGGCAGUGAGGCCAGCAGUACAACAGCCAGCCUCAGUGAGCACACUUAUAACAUGCCGGGCUUGGACGAUAACGAGGGAAUCUCUACCAGUGGACAGGUGGAUAACGGAACGUUCCGUCUUGUUCCGAAUGACUAUGAGGUUGAGGGUAGAGAGGGUAGAGUAGGGGAUACGGUUCCGGAUAUUCAAGGAAGUAUAUCCUCCGAUGACGGAAUAGAAUCCCUGGGUCAGUGCAGUGACCAGGAAACUAACCCCAACACCUUCAAGAGACCCUUCAACAGAAAGGGCAGGCUUAUAGACAACUAUGAAAACGAACAUGAUCCUGUUCCUGGACCUUCAGGUUCUCCGGGUCCCUACUCAGGGUCCUCCCCUGGACCAUCCCCUUCUCCCUCUAGCAGAAGCUCAAGUUUAGACAAGAUACCUGUCUACACACAGGGAUCAUUAUCUUUAUCCUUGGUUAGCUCCGGGUCUGAUUCAUCAAUAUCUCCGCCGUCAGCACUUGGCUCCGCCAGGCCCAGUGUUUCCCUGUUCCCAGUAAAGUCUAGUUCUAAGGGAGGGCGGAGUGAAGGCGGAGCUCGUAGUUUAGAAGAUGAUAUUGCAGGGAGGAGCUAUGCUAGCUUAGGAAUAGGUCUAGCAUUUUCUGGUCUUCCAAGUAGUCUUGUGGUUAACAAUCAUACAGAAAAUAAACCUGAGAAACAGAUUUCUGGACCUCUCUCAAAGCGUCUUCGGACCCGGCACAUGCAGGAGGUUGCCAACCAGGGUAAAGACGAGGAGGUUGAUAUACAACUUGUUGAGAAGGUUGAACCCAAACCUGAACCAAACCUUGAAUCCCGUCCUUCUGUAUCUGUGAUACCCAUCCCCAGUCAAGAACCUGAGCCUGGACGGUCAGGUCGGGAUAUUAUACCUGUCAGGCCUUCUGAGAACCUUGAGGAGGUGAUUAUCCUUAACCCUAGUCCUGCUCAGGGUACACAGGAGGAAGGAGAACGGCAGGGUGAUAACCAGGAACGGCGUGGAGAGAAUCAACUUUUGCUCGGAGGAACUCAGCAAAGCUUCAAUUUAAUUAUCCAAUCCAACAACAUCCCUUUAGCCGAACUUAAACCGAAAAAACUUUUACAGAAGAAGUCUGCCAUGGAGCUUAGAGAGUUGUUUGAUUUGGAUUCUCUGAAAAAUGAUGCCUCUGAUCUUCCUUUAAGUAUCACAGAUGCUAUCAACGAUGUUGAAAUAGGCGGGGAGGAGAAUCUAAUGUUUAAUAGUGACUCAAAGUUAAUAAGAUAUGAUUCUAGAAUCAGCCAAGAACAGACAAUGUUUACGAAUGGUGGUAAAGGAUUUGAUAAUGUUGUAACUAAUCAAUCUAGUACUAUUAUGCAUGACAAGCCAAGUGCUAAGAUUUCAUCAGAUUCAGAGCCUGCCCCAAUCCAAGCAAUCCUCUCAACAAACAAAUCAUUCCUGUUUAACAGUCAACAAGUUGCAUUGUCCAACAAACCAUCUUCUUCGUCAAGCCAAGUUACUAGACGGGAAAAUCAACCAAUGUACUCUACCAGUCAAUCGUUUGCCCCAUCAACACUCUCCAGUUCAUCUUUGAUGUCUACAAGUCAGUUUGUCACAUCUUUAACAGAAGAAACACCAUCUACUCCUGGAUCCUCUUCUAGUUGUGACCAUGCUGACAGUGACCUGCCAAUAAGAUCCGAGCAUACUGACAGAAAUCCAAAAGAGCAGUCAACUAUUGGCAAACAUAUUGAUUGCACGUCAUAUGAUAGGCCACAUAGAGUCAAGCACGUUAACAACUUUCCAUUUGUUGAUCCGAUUAAAUGUGAAGAUGUUGACAGUAGGCAAUACAAUGAGCCAGUCAGAGGUGAGUCAAUUAAAGGCGGUCAGGUUGAUAGUAGCCCAUAUAGUCCGACAAUAAGAGGAGUCAAUGAGGAUUGUGAACAGUAUUAUGAGUCAAACAAAGGUGAGCAAUGCAUGUUAGAGGAAAGUGUAGUUGAUGAAAAUGAUGAGACAGAAAAAAAUUUUACAAUACAAUCUGGGGAAGGGCUUAUCACUCCUCCUGACUCUCGGAUGCAAUCCAGAGAAUACGAUACCAUCCCACCUUUGUUGCGGAUAAACUCCGGAGAAGAGCUUAUCACCCCGGCUAUGUCCUGGAUACAAUCUGGAGAUGAGCUUAAAACCCCUUCUGUGUCUCGGAUACAAUCUGGAGAAGAGCAUAAUACACCUGAUCCUGAACCUCAACUCCACCAUGACCCUCAACCUGGUCCUAGCUCCUACAGAGAUCACAGUGCAGAAGAAUCUUGUUAUCAAACCAGAGCUAAAUCUUCCAAAUCUUCAAAAUGUCUUGUAAAAACUGACACUGAAGAGUCGGCCGUUAACGGGAUACAACUGUUAGUUGCUCUCUCAUAUUCUUGUCACAUCUGCGACAGAAAGUUUGAGCGGCAGUGCUCUCUAUCCAGACAUUUGACCUUGCAUCAGUGUGACAAGAAGUUUAAAUGUGAUGAAUGUGGGCAGAAAUUUUCCCACACUUAUAACCUUGAACGACAUAAGAAUAGAGCUCAUAAUCAGGAUCCUACAGGAGCUAGUGUCAGAUGUACAAAUUGUGGAUUAUGGUUCUCAAAUAGGAUGGUUCUAAAGGUUCACAUGUUCUCCCAUAACCCUGAGAAGGAUCAGCAAAAUUGGACUGUACAGGACGCCAUAGCACAAAGCAGCCAAAAGAAUGGUGAUGAGAGGGUUGAAGAGAUGAAGUUUGAAUGUCCCUGCUCCGGGUGUGGUUUACAGUACGACACCUGGCUGGAGUUGGUGGAACACACCCAGGAGCACGGAGCUCAAACAGUACCUGGAGAUACUUCAACUCAACGCACAGGGUCCCAUAAAUGUGAGCUCUGCUGGAAAAUAUUUGCAACAGAAGAGCGAUUAAAGAAGCACAUGAGAUGCCACAUGAAGGAUGAAAGAAAGCCCCUGGAGUGCCCAACAUGUGGGAAACGUUUUAUCAACAAUAGUGCUCUAGGCGGUCACGUAAAGAUCCACGCUGCUCCAAACCAAAUGUAUGACUGUCCUCUGUGUGGUGUAGAAUUCGAGCAUAUAUCAAGUCUCAAAGAUCAUGUUCCUUCUCAUAAGGUAAACAAUAAGUUUACUUGUCCAACCUGUAACAAGGUGUUUGAUGAAUAUCAAGCUGUGAGGAAACAUAUUCGGGCUUUUCAUUCACAAAUAAGGUACACUUGUGAUAUCUGUAGAAGGGAGAUAAUGGGUAAGACCAAAUAUGAUCAGCAUCUACGCACUCACUCCUCAGUAAAGGACUUCUCCUGUACUACAUGUGAUAAACAGUUCAAGAGGAAAGACAAGCUGAGUGCACACAUGAAGAAGCAGCAUCCUGUAAGUGAACGAGGAGAUGUACUGCAUGAACCCGGAAGUGUACUGCACUCUACUCCGGCUCAUCCUUCUCUUGCAGUACAGGGUUCAGGUCUACCCGGUACUUCGGGCCCGGCUCGACCUCAUGUACCGGUACAGGCCGGCCCAUCAUCCAAGGUUGAGCCCACGGACCUGGAUAAGUUCUUGUAUAAAUGUGAGAUCUGCCAACUCGGGUUCAAACGACGAGGAAUGUUGGUCAAUCAUCUUGCUAAAAGACACCCUGAUAUCCCUGUGUACAAGUCUAAUAGUAAGAGGAAGGUACAUAUACAGAAAAAUCAUCCAGGAGAGGCACUUCCGGCCAGUACCAGGGAGGUAGGUGGUGAGGAGGGUAAUGAGGAAAGAACAUAUUCCCUUGCUGUUGGUAGUAUCACUUCCAAACCUCAUAAUUGUCAGUUCUGUCAUAAACAGUACGCGAGCAAGCCUAAACUGUACCAACAUCAGCGGAAUGUUCACUCUCAACCUAUUCAGUUCAAACAAGACAAUACAGCCAGUACCAGCAAAGUACACAACAAGGUGUCGUCUGAGCCUAGCCUGGUAAGCCUAGAAGAUUCAAACUCUUUCGACGUCGAAGGAAGACUUCUAGUCGAUCAACGGAGUCAAGACGGAGAAGAUCAUUUCUCACCUACUCCAGGACCUUCUAGACCUAGACCUGGACCCGGAGAUGGUUCAAGGAUACUUUAUAGUCCUACUCCGGGUUUCAGAUCUAAUAGGAUAGACAGUUUAGGCUCCAGUAAUGGAGCUUCAGCCAAUUCUCUGGAGGAGUUAACUCCGAUAAGAGAAAUCAACUUCAACCCGGAGUCAAGGUUAGACAACUAUGAGAACUCUCCGCUUCUCAACUCUCUCCCAGAGAACUUGAACCUGUCGGAGGACAAGUCCCCCGGAGAAGGUUGGAUGCUGGCUGACUCCGGGUCUGGAGAACAUCUGUUACGAUCUAAUAGAGCUGGAGGAACUAGGGAUGUGAUUUUCUCUUCUUCAGAGUCCAGGGACCAACAAUAUCUGCUUAUUCAGGGAGCGGACGGUCAAUUGUUUAUACAAGGCGGAGAGGAGGGUGGUCAUAUUCUCCAUCCUGCUGAACUUGAAGGAGGUCAUAUUCUUCAUCAUUCUCAACUCGGUUGUCACGCCCUUCAUCCUUCGGAACUUCAAGAAGGUCAAGUCCUACACCAUUCUGAACUUCAUGGAGGUCAAGUUCUUAAUCAUGCUGAAGUUCAAGAAGGCCAAGACCUUCAUCAGGCUGAAUUACAAGGAGGUCAAGUCUUACACGAUUCUGAGCUUCAAGGAGGUCCGGAUCUUCACCAUGCUCGACUUUCAGGUGGUCAGAUUCUACGGCAUGCUGAAACACAAGGAGGUCAAGAUGAAGGUGACUUACAACUACACCAACUACAAGAUGGACAUAUUCUGCAUGAAGUAGAUGUUGAGAGUGUUGACCACCAACUCCAGGAAGCUGAAGAGACUGAAGGUAGAAAAGAUGAUUUGGGGAAGCUUUUUGUUUGAACUUCAUUGGAAAAGUAUGUAAAAUAUACUAAGUAGAAAGCUCAACCACCCUAAAAAGACCACACGCAGCCCUUAAUCCUUGUUUUUUGCUAGUUCUUAUAAUUCCUUCUAAUUUUGGCGAAUUUAUUGUUUCUAAUUAUAAGUUACCAAGGUUAUCUGAACCAUUUAUAUUUAAUGUUUAUUACAAAUACAAUUUAUUUGCACACAAUGAA
This is a messenger RNA of Eurytemora carolleeae, 8731 nucleotides long. RefSeq lists its product as uncharacterized. Bases 24 to 8519 code for a protein of 2831 amino acids. The record is from RefSeq and is a predicted model, not a curated record. NCBI's taxonomy places the organism in Eukaryota, Metazoa, Arthropoda, Copepoda, Calanoida, Temoridae. The transcript has 43 exons.